AUGUCGAACAAUCAGCCGCCUCCUGGCCACCCGAGGGGCUAUCCGAGUCCGAAUAACUUUCCUUCUCCCGGCGGCAUGCCGCAGGCUCAGUACGGCUACCAUCCUCAGCCGAGUCAACCUCCCGCCGACCCCUACCGAGCUAGCCCUGGCGCGCCUGUCCCCUCACUGCCGAGUAUGAAGAGUCUCGACCAUCACUUCCCUCAGGGCGCGCCCCAGCACCAGUCGAUGCCGAUGCAGAUGCCAAUGCCCCCCAACGCAGGUCUGCCGUACUAUCUGCCUCCGGGCGUACAAAAUCCAUAUCUGGCGCAGGAUUUGAACAAUAUGAGGUAUCCUAUCCCUCCCGGUCACGAUCCUAGGUUGAUGCGUGGCCCGGGAGGUCCUAAGAAGGAGAUCAAGCGGAGAACAAAGACAGGCUGCCUGACGUGUCGCAAACGUCGCAUUAAGUGCGACGAAGCUCAUCCCACUUGCAACAACUGUAAAAAAUCCAAGCGCGAGUGCUUGGGCUACGACCCCAUCUUCAAGCAACAGCCGGGUCCAUCUGCCAUUCAGCCCGCUCCCAAUACCCAGCGGGUGCCGACUCCGACCAUCCCGUCCAUCCCUUCAUCCGUCCCUCCGACGGUCCCUACCGUACCUUCGACCCCCGCUCCUCCGGUGCCUGUGCCGGUCGCUUCAUCGAACCCUUACGGCAACCAGCCAGCGGUCCUGCCCAGCACAUAUAGUGCUGCCCCUGUUACAGCGUCUCACGCCCCAUUGGACCCAGCUCUGACUUCGGCUACGCCCAGCGUCAAGUCUGAGACGACGUAUGACUUCGCGGCCCCGAUAGAUCCUGCUCUGCAAAGUCUACCCGCCGCGGCCACCGUACCUUCUACGCAAAACCAGUCGUUCUCGGGCGAGCAAAGGGCAGGCUUCGACAACCAUCUGAGAGCCAAAGGGAUGAGAAUCGAUGAGCUCAUCGGCCUCCUGGGCCCUGCCGCUCCCACCCAGGAGAUUGCCCUCACUCCGGAGCUCCUCACCGAAAUCGUCAACAUCUACCGCGAGGUGUACGCCAUCGGCCUCCAGGCAUUUUUUGAGACCUCUUGGUUUCACACCAAGGACGCCCAUGGCAAAUACGCCCUCGAGCACAGCCAAGCACUCCUCAGCCAGUUUGCCUCCUUCGUCAAAGUUCUUCAGGCAGUCCCAGCCAAUGACCACACUCAGAUGGCCCAUUCUGGCGUCCUCGAGACUCGCUUGAUCUGGGCUCUUGCCACUCUGCCGUGCAGCAGCGCUUCUGCCACGACGAACACGGAUGCCAAAUUCUUACCUCCUGCUGAGGACCUGACGGAAGCCGCCAACCGAGUUAGGGUCCUCGAGACUCUUCUCUGCGGCGACUUCCUGCCGUCAAACCCCCUCGCACCCCCUGUUCCGGAUGCGAACCCCCAUCGCCAGCAAGAAUUCGAGUUUUGGCAUAAUCUCGCCGAGUUCUUGUGUUACCACGAUGCUGUCAAGCGCGAAGAGAUUCUCGGCAGACUCCGACUCCAACUGGGCGGCAGGGAAAACCGCGAUCUCAUCUACUCGAUUGCCAUCUCACGCGAGAUCUCCCCAAGGGUCGAACCGGGCUUUGAGAGAAACAUCCCCCAACACCUGGACGAAUCCGAUCCCAAGAAUCGACUGUACGUGGCCAACAAGUUCAUCCAGGACGAGGCGCAGGUCACGGGUGGAACGACCAACAUUGUCCGACGGUUCAGCGAGAUUGCCAUCCGGUCCUACAUCAACCCGGGCGUCAACAUUGCGCGCCCCAACCCGGCGAUCCCCGGCCACCAUUGA
Colletotrichum truncatum is the source of this 1803-nucleotide messenger RNA. RefSeq names its product negative acting factor. NCBI's taxonomy places the organism in Eukaryota, Fungi, Ascomycota, Sordariomycetes, Glomerellales, Glomerellaceae. The record is from RefSeq and is a predicted model, not a curated record. Gene Ontology annotation, biological process: regulation of DNA-templated transcription. Gene Ontology annotation, molecular function: zinc ion binding; DNA-binding transcription factor activity, RNA polymerase II-specific.